UUCACACACCCAAUCCUCUCAGAUUCGCACCGCUGUAAUGCCCAUGAAUUGGAGCCAAUAUGCUUUAUUCUAUAUAAACAAUCCAAAUAUUAUAGCUAAAAUAGCAGUAGUCCAAUAUUACUUGCAGCAUUAUUUGUUUUCUACUUGCAUACUAAAUGGUUGCAGCGGGCAACCGCGUGACGACCGACGGCUGAUUCGUCAGUAUAGAGAGGAGCAGAAAAAUAAUCCAGGACAUAUAGAGAGUUCUGAUUGAAUUUUUUCAAGUAUCUGCGUUAACUGACUGUAUGUUACGAAUGAGAAAUAUUAUCGCCAAAAUACGUUUAAAAACGCGGGUUCUGGUUUGGAGGAUUGGUGAAUGUGCGGACACGGAUCGCGCGUUAGCCCCUUUGUUCGUUAGCUUCAGUUCCUGGUGUUAUUCAAUGUGUGAUGAUCAGAAUUCAUAAAGGAUAUAUUAAUUCAGCUCAAACUCUUCUGCUGUGAAUUAAACUCAUCUCAGUGUGAAUUCUCAUUCUCGGAGUGAGCGUGAAAUCCGCCGUGGACUCUGGAGUAAUGUAAGCCAGACCUGUCGUGAGCAUUGACGGCAUGGGGCUGGACUUUGACGUGAAGACGUUCUGCCACAACCUCCGGGCGACCAAACCCCCCUACGAGUGUCCGGUGGAGAGCUGCCGUAAGGUCUACAAAAGCUACAGCGGCAUCGAGUACCACCUGUACCAUUAUGACCACGACAACCCGCCUCCACCGCAGGGCAGCCCGCAGAAGAAGCGCAAGGGCCGCCCGCCGCGCUCCAGCUUGCCCGGCUCUGCCGACGGCCCUGACUCCAGCACGGGAUCUGGGGUUCCCGGGCAAGCGGCGACGCCGGGCAGCCCGGCUGAACGCUCGGAGCGCUCGCACUCGCCCGUCAGAGAGACCAUGACCUACGCCGAAGCGCAGCGGAUGGUGGAGCUGGAGAUCCGCGGGCGGGUUCACCGCAUCAGCAUCUUUGACAACCUGGAUGUGGUCUCGGAGGAGGACAGCGGCGCCGAAGAGCCUCCGUCGGCGGGAAUGGGCGCGUGUAACGGCGGCGAGGCCGGGGGAAUCGGCAAGGACAGACUGGAUGGUUCUGCGGCCAAUGGGGAGAAAGGGCCUCAGAAAACUGGAAAGCACAAGAGCAAAGAGAAGAAGAAAGACAGCGGCUCACACCAUCACAUGAACCCGCCCGGGCCGGCCGUCAAGCUGCCUGAGGUGGUGUUUCGAGAGCUGGAUCAGGAGAGACCGGACGCGCCCCCUCGACCCAUGUCUUACUACAGGUACAUUGACAAGUCUGCCGAGGAGCUGGAUGAAGAGGUGGAGUAUGAUAUAGAUGAGGAAGACUACAUCUGGCUGGACAUCAUGAAUGACCGGCGUCGUGCUGAUGGCGUGGCGCCCAUCCCUCAGGAAGUGUUUGAGUAUCUGAUGGACCGGCUGGAGAAGGAGUCUUACUUUGAGAGCCACAACAAGGGCGACCCCAGCUCUCUGAUCGAUGAAGAUGCCGUGUGCUGUAUCUGUAAUGACGGCGAGUGUCAGAACAGCAACGUCAUCCUGUUCUGUGACAUGUGUAACCUGGCAGUGCAUCAGGAGUGCUACGGCGUUCCCUACAUCCCAGAGGGCCAGUGGUUGUGUCGCCGCUGCUUGCAGUCGCCCUCCAGAGCCGUGGACUGCGCCCUCUGCCCCAACAAGGGCGGCGCUUUCAAGCAGACGGACGACGCACGCUGGGCACAUGUAGUGUGUGCACUCUGGAUCCCAGAGGUGUGUUUUGCAAAUACGGUCUUCCUGGAGCCCAUCGACAGCAUCGAGCACAUUCCUCCUGCCCGCUGGAAGCUGACCUGCUACAUCUGCAAACAGCGUGGCUCUGGCGCCUGCAUCCAGUGCCACAAAGCCAACUGCUACACUGCCUUCCACGUCACCUGCGCCCAACAGGCCGGCCUCUACAUGAAGAUGGAGCCCGUGCGUGAAACCGGCGCAAACGGGACUUCGUUUAGCGUGCGCAAAACGGCCUACUGUGACAUUCACACACCGCCUGGCUCCGCCCGACCACUGGGAGGUGUGGGCGGAGCCAGUGUGGGCUCCUCCCACAGCGAGGGCGAGGCAGAGGAUGAGGAGGAUACUGCAGGCGGCGAGGAGGAUGGAAAGGGAUGGAGCUCAGAGCGGGCGAAGAGGGCCAAAGCAAAAUCACGGCUGAAGAUGAAAAGGGCCAGAAAGAUCCUGGCUGAGAGGAGAGCGGCCGCACCGGUGGUGUCAGUGCCGUGUAUUCCACCACACAAGUUGAGUAAGAUCACCAGUAACCUGACGGUGCAGAGGAAGAGUCAGUUCAUGCAGAGACUGCACAGCUACUGGACGCUGAAGAGGCAGAGCCGCAACGGCGUUCCUCUCCUGCGACGUCUGCAGACGCACCUGCAGUCCCAGCGCAAUGCCGAGCCACUCCCCCCCACGAGGGACGGCGAGGAAAAGCACUCGGUGUUGAAGGAGCAGCUGAAAGCGUGGCAGAGACUCCGGCACGACCUGGAACGAGCCCGACUGCUGGUGGAGCUCAUCCGCAAGAGAGAGAAGAUCAAGAGAGAGGCUAUCAAGGUGCAGGAGUUGGCGUUAGAGAUGCAGUUGACUCCAUUCCUGGUGUUGAUGCGCAGCACUCUGGAGCAACUGCAGGAGCGAGACACCAGUAACUUCUUCACUGAGCCUGUACCUUUAAGUGAGGUCCCAGAUUACCUGGACCACAUCGAGCGUCCGAUGGAUUUCCAGACCAUGUGGAAGUGUUUGGAGUCACAUCGCUAUCUCAGCUUUGAAGCUUUUGAGGCUGACUUUCUGUUGAUUGUCAACAACUGUUUGAAGUACAACGCCAAAGACACUGUUUUCUACCGCGCCGCGCUGCGAUUGCGAGAAGCGGGCAGCUCUGUUUUGAGGCAAGCGCGCAGACAUGCAGAGAGAAUCGGCCUGGAUUAUGAGACGGGCAUGCAUCUUCCUCGGGAACCGAGCCCGGAUUCACCGCACGAGCGAGAGAGAGAUCGAGAAAGAGAACGAGAGCGAGACAAAGAGAGGGACCGAGAGAGAUCAGCGUCACUCCUUGAUGACGAUUUCCUGCCGGACAGUCGGCGGCGUUUGCCUCUGGAGGAGCAGCUGCAGAUCCUGCAGGCGCGCUAUGAUGAGGUCAUGUCAGGGAAGCACAGCAUCGGUCAGUCGCGGCGAGCCAAAGCCCUGAAGAAAGAGAUGACGGUCCUGAAGCGUAAGCUGGCACACCAGCGCGAGGGCAUCUGCGGCCUGGGCGGCCACGAGUCGGGUCUGUCGCUGGAGCGCGGCUCGGUCCUCGCACAUCACGCCUCGGGAGGAGCCCGACACGAUGAAGGAGAGAGCAGCAGCCACGAGAUCAGUGGGAAAGAUCUGAGCACGUCGUCUUCUGCGCUGGCCCCUGAGGUCGGCCGGCGCACCUCUGUCCUCUUCUCCAAGAAGAACCCUAAAGCCGCCGGACCUCCCAAGCGCCCCGGUCGACCCCCGAAGAACCGCGAAAGCCUGCACGGGCCGGGAGUGUUGAGCUCCAGUGCCAUCGGCCCACCGCAGCUUCCCUCGCUCACCCCGUCACGCAAGAGACCCCACAGUCCUCAGUCCAGCUCCAGCUCGGAGUCCGACAGCGAACACGAUCACCUCAUACUGGAUCUUCACAGUAAUGGUUUCGGUGGAAGUGGUCAGCCGAAGACAGAGAGUUUUCUGGUGUACAGGAACGAACGCAGUCUGCCACGCUCCAGCUCUGACUCGGAGUCCACCAGCAGCAGCAGCAGCAGCGCUGCGUCCGACCGGACCAGCACCACUCCCUCUAAACAGGGUCGUGGGAAGGCCUCGUUCUCACGCUCGGCGUUUCAGGAGGACAGCAGCGAGGAGACGUCCGGCACGGAGAACGACUCCUACUCCAUGGGAGGAUCCCGAGGAGUGUCUCACUUGGUUCGAGGCAGGGGCCGAUCGGGAUGCUGGAUGAGUUCAGAUGACUACAGCUCUUUGGAUGCUCUCGAUCUGGUGUGGGCCAAGUGCAGAGGAUACCCAUCAUACCCCGCUCUGAUCAUUGAUCCCAAGAUGCCUCGAGAGGGUGUGUUCCACCGGGGCGUCCCAAUCCCAGUCCCGCCUCUGGAGGUGCUGAAGCUGGGAGAGCAGAUGACGCAGGAGGCUCGGGAACAUCUCUUCCUCGUGCUUUUCUUCGACAACAAGAGGACCUGGCAAUGGCUGCCGCGCUCCAAACUGGUUCCUCUGGGCGUCAAUCAGGAUCUGGACAAAGAGAAGAUGCUGGAAGGCAGAAAGUCAAACAUCAGGAAGUCGGUUCAGGUGGCGUAUCAUCGCGCCAUGCAGCACCGCAACAAAGUCCAGGGCGACCCCAGCAGCGACACCAGCGACAGCGACUGAACGCACACGGGUCACGACUGAAACACACUCUAAUCUCUACUCUGGUGCUAAAGUGCUUCACGUGUCAUCAGGACGAGUGUUUUAAUGUUAGAUGUGGCUGUGUGUGACUUCUCCCAGGUGCAGUCAUGGACACACAGUCCGUUUACCUCACACUACAGCCAGUAUUCAAGAUUUGAUCAAAACACUUUCUCAGACUGUGUAUGGCAGAAAAAAACUGCGAUUCUAAAAAUGCGAAUGAAACCGCAAACCCCAAGCACUGCAAAAAAAGAUGUUCUUGCUCAGUGUUUCUGUCUUGUUUUCCAGCACAAAUAUCUAAAGAUUCUUAAAUCAAGAUACAUUUACUGGAGAAGAGAAAUGACUGAAGAUAUUAAGACUAAAAUUGUCAAAAUGAAGUUUAUGGUUAAAAUAAGAACAAAUAUCUGCUGGUAGGCUCAGAAAAAUAAACUUAAUUCAAAGGGAAAACAAGAAUUUUUUUUUAAUGAUAUUUGUUCUUGUUUUAUGUAUUCAUUUUGACACAUUUUUCAAAAAAACAAGACUCAUUUUACUUCUCCAGUAAAUGUGUCUUGAUUUAAGAACGUUUAGAUGGAAAACCAGACAGAAAUACUGAGGAAGAACAUCAUUUUUUUUUCAGUGAAUUUAGCACACCUGAACUGUGAUCUGCUGUCGAGAAUCCAUGUAAAUGUUAGUAAAUGAGGCUGACAUGAAGAGCAUGCUACACAUUUAUGGAGAGGAUGCAGAAAAGUCAAAUGUGGUAAUGUAUUUAUUUGUUCUUCCAAAUGCCCCUGAUCAUCCCAUGAAGUCCCCGCACACCCUCAGCUCGUGAAAUGGUGAAUCUGUCGGUGUUUGUUUUGUAAAUCUCUUGUGCUCUGUAUUUUCAUUGAGAAUGAAUGAAAGAAUCCAUGACUAACUGUUGUCUGAUCAUGUGCCAGUUCUGUCACUGUAGAUCUUUUAUAUAUAUAUAUAUAUAAAUAAUACAUGCGAUAGACUUUAAUAAAAAAGGUUUGAGUUUUGUA
Messenger RNA from Ctenopharyngodon idella (grass carp), 5411 nucleotides. It is a transcript of the gene brpf1, whose product is annotated as bromodomain and PHD finger containing, 1. Lineage: Eukaryota; Metazoa; Chordata; Actinopteri; Cypriniformes; Xenocyprididae. The coding region runs from base 583 to 4398 and encodes 1271 amino acids. Gene Ontology annotation, cellular component: MOZ/MORF histone acetyltransferase complex. The transcript has 16 exons. The record is from RefSeq and is a predicted model, not a curated record. Gene Ontology annotation, molecular function: protein binding. Gene Ontology annotation, biological process: regulation of transcription by RNA polymerase II.